UCUCUGACGCAAGUAUUUGAAUCUAACCUGCAAAACCUGGAGACAAAGCCAUUCCAAAUACCUUUCUUCUUCCAUAGCUUUCAAUAAUCAACGACGACUUAUCGCCGGCCGGAUUCUUGUAUCGUAUGUUUCGAUUUCUCAAGAAGAUUUUGGUUUCUAGAUAGAAGUCGAAGUCGCCGACUGAUGAUGCCCUUGUUUUGGUAAGCUUACGAAAAUCAGAAUCUAUCUCUAUUUCAUGUGUGUGAUGUACAUUUGAAUGAAUUGAUACGGUUUUAUGCUAGAUUUGGUUGUAAUUCGUAGCUGCUAUUUGUUUGAUUUGCAGAAGGAACAUGGAGGAAUAUUUCUGAGGUUGCCAGAUAAAAAGAAGGGGAAAGAAGAAAUAGUUGUGGGGGUUAAAGAAGAAGAGGAAGAGACAGGAACAGAGCGAGUGGGUCAGCCAUAGGCGAGUCGUUUUCGAAGUAAAAAGGAGAAGAUGCUGACGUGUAUAACGUGCUCAAAGCAGCAGGUAGACGAUGAAGGUGAGGAAGUGGGAGCGCGUGGGAAUAAAGACGCCGUCAAAACUCUCACUACCCAGAUGAAGGACAUGGCAUUAAAAGCUUCUGGUUCUUCCAAAGGUAAACCCCCCACAGGCCCAAGCAGUUUCAAGAGAGCACACACAGACUAUGAUUCCAUGUUAUCUAAAGGUUAUAUGCAUUCUGGUGGAAGUUCAAGUUCCACCGCGCCUUGGGAUUUCAACGCGAAUGGAGGUUACGAACCACCUCGGCAAUCUGGUCAUUUGGUUUUGGAUGACGACGAUGACCCGACAGAAUGGAUGGCUCAGGUGGAGCCCGGUGUUCAAAUCACUUUUGUGUCCUUGCCCAACGGCGGAAACGAUCUCAAGCGCAUCCGAUUCAAUCGAGAGAUGUUCGAUAAAUGGCAAGCGCAGAGGUGGUGGGGAGAGAAUUAUGACCGAAUCAUGGAGCUUUACAACGUUCAGAGGUUCAACUGUCAAGCUCUUGACACACCCUCUAGGUCGGAGGACGGGAGAGACUCGACCUAUUCAAGGUUUGGAUCAGUAAGAGACAGCCCGAUGAUGAACCCGAUAAGGAACAAUUACUAUAAACCUCCAGAGCAAAUUAAUCAUUACAAUGCAUCAUCCAUGGAUGCAUCAAGAACGACAACAUCUUCUCGAGAUGAGACAUCAGUUUCAAUCAGUAACGCCAGUGAUAUGGAUUCGGAGUGGAUAGAGGAAGACGAGCCGGGUGUUUACAUUACCAUCAGACAGUUGGUAGACGGAACCCGAGAGCUCCGGCGUGUCAGAUUCAGCCGUGAAAAGUUUGGAGAAGUUCAUGCAAAGCAGUGGUGGGAACAAAAUCGGGAGAGAAUACAAUCGCAAUACCUUUAACGACAAUCAUACGCUUACGUACUAACAGAUGAAGAAGGACGGGGAGUCGACAAGCCUUCGGCAUCAUAUACGAGCAUUUUGUACUCAUGUCUCUUUCGUUAUUUGCAGUAAUGUUGUAUUUAUAUUUGGGAACAGAAAGUAGGAGGUUUGUUGGGACUUAACAAGCUAAGAAGAUUAUGUACAUUUGGGGUAAAACCUACAAGUUCUA
This is a messenger RNA of Cynara cardunculus var. scolymus (artichoke), 1592 nucleotides long. Its product is annotated as protein Brevis radix-like 1. The coding region runs from base 473 to 1384 and encodes 303 amino acids. The record is from RefSeq and is a predicted model, not a curated record. Lineage: Eukaryota; Viridiplantae; Streptophyta; Magnoliopsida; Asterales; Asteraceae. The transcript has 6 exons.